AUGGCAUUCAAGUUCGUCGCUAUCUUUGCCCUGCUCUCAGUAGCCAGUGCUGGCAUCGUCCCAGCUGCUCAAGUUUACCAUGCUGCUCCCGCUGCUGUGGUCAAGACCGUAGCUCCGGUGCAUGUUGCUGCCCAGCCCGUGUAUACCAAGGCUGCUGAAGAAUACGAUCCCCAUCCUCAAUACAAAUACGGUUAUGAUGUUCAAGAUUCCAUCUCUGGUGACUCCAAGAGCCAAGUUGAAGAACGUGAUGGUGAUGUAGUGCGUGGUGAAUACUCUUUGAUCGAUGCUGAUGGUUUCAAACGUACUGUCCAAUAUACCGCUGAUCCCAUCAAUGGUUUUAACGCUGUUGUCCACCGUGAACCUUUGGUUGCCAAGACUAUCGUCAAGACCGUUGCUCCAGUUGCCACCUAUGCCGCCCCCGCUACUGUAGUCAAGUCUGUGGCCCCAGUUGCUCACUAUGCUGCCCCAGCCUACAGCACAUACUCUGCCCCAGCUGUUGUUAAAUCUGUUGCUCCAGCUUACACCAGCUACUCAGCUCCCGCUGUUGUCAAAUCUGUUGCCCCAGCUUAUGCCACCUAUGCUGCCCCAGCCACUUAUGUUGCCCAUCAUUAAAAGCCAAAUUCGUAAAUAUAUAUUAUACAUGUUCGAUACGUAUUAGAUUUGUAAAAGUUGUUGUUGAUUUAAUAAAUUAUUUGAUGUUUUAAAAUUAAA
Molecule: messenger RNA, 711 nt
Organism: Stomoxys calcitrans (stable fly)
Lineage: Eukaryota; Metazoa; Arthropoda; Insecta; Diptera; Muscidae
Product: larval cuticle protein A2B-like
Exons: 2
Coding region: 1-612 (203 amino acids)
Cellular component (GO): extracellular matrix
Source: RefSeq, a predicted model, not a curated record